Lottia gigantea (owl limpet) is the source of this 189-nucleotide messenger RNA. RefSeq lists its product as hypothetical. The annotation marks the transcript as partial. Gene Ontology annotation, molecular function: chromatin binding. Gene Ontology annotation, biological process: mitotic G2 DNA damage checkpoint signaling. Lineage: Eukaryota; Metazoa; Mollusca; Gastropoda; Lottiidae. The transcript is spliced from 2 exons. The record is from RefSeq and is a predicted model, not a curated record. Gene Ontology annotation, cellular component: nucleus.
CCCCAAGAAUUCCACGUGUUACAAUGUCACCAGUGUAAAACAUUCCAAGUUCAGCAAGUAAAGAAAGUUUUAAAAUGGAGUUGUAAAUUAUGUGGAGAGAAACAGUCUGUUCUUAGAGUAUAUGGACGAGGUAGUGGUGCUGAUUGUCGUAAACAUGUACAGAAUCUAAAUACAUUACGAGGUGAACUA